Messenger RNA from Podarcis muralis (Common wall lizard), 498 nucleotides. NCBI's taxonomy places the organism in Eukaryota, Metazoa, Chordata, Lepidosauria, Squamata, Lacertidae. The record is from RefSeq and is a predicted model, not a curated record.
AGGUCAACAAUGAAGUCGUUGAUGGUGGUGUUCCUGGCCUUAGCACUGCUUGCAAGCAACAUAGUCCCUCUCUGUGGUCUUGCUAUGGAGGGUCACCUAGUCCACAUGGGAAGUUGCAAAUGCCAGAAGCACACCUCCACGGCCUUUGGCCCGAAACAGAUCCAAUCCAUUCAAGUCAUUCCCAAAGGAAUACAGUGCGGGAGGACAGAAAUAAUAUUAACCCUGAAAAGCAAAUGGCAGGUCUGUGUGGCACCUACUGCCCAGUGGGUGCAGAAAUUGCUGAAGAGGCUGAUAAAGAGCAGCCAGUGACCGCAAAUGGGAGUCUUCCUGAAGGUGGAAAAAUGCACAAGGAGCCCGAAGAAACAGUGAUGCAGUGCUGCCCUGUUGUCAUGCUUUCUAUCUUGUAAUUAUAUAUAUAUAUAUUCAAAACCACACUUUAAAACCACUGUGCCCUUCUGAGAUGGUUGAACGGUGGACAUCAGUGACUGCUUUGGCUCA